AUUAAGGAAUUGUAAUAAAAAAGUUGAAUAGGGACAGUUUAUAUUGUUGAAGGUCUGAUGUGGCAAAAAUUUCUGAGUAAAUGCCAAAAUUGGCUGCAUGGUGGCUCUAACCACAACUAAGCCAUAUAAAUCAAUUUGGGACCAAAUUUGGUCAACUUUUUUUCAAUAUAAACCAUCCCAAAAAUAAAAAUAAAAAUAAAAUCCCAAAACAAACAGAAACAGUCGCACACGGCGGCAGUGAAGGAGCUCAACUCACAUGUUGUGCGCUCAUACCAAAGAAUGAAGCCAAUCCCGCUUAUCUUUUUCCUUCUGUAUUUAACAUAAUGUUGCAGCUCCUUUUUGGCGUUGGAAUUGAAGCGCAGAAGUUUCCUUAUGCUUCCGAACGGGAUACAGAUUGAUGCCUUUUAAAUCCCUCUUUCACCAGCACAGUUCAUAGCUAAAGAAACGACUCGGGAAUAUAUUCAGCGAUAAGCUCUUCUUCUUGUAGAAAAUUGGAUUAAAUGGUUGAUAAUGGUGGCUCUGAAAGCAGCCAAGGGUCUGGACUUAUGUCUCUCUUGGAUGAAGGAAGUAAGAACAAGAGAAAAUUAGCUGACCCUUCUUUAGAGAAAGCAACCAAUCUUCCCUCGUCCUUGACUGAGUUCCUUCCCUAUGGACGUGAGAUACCUCCAAGCUCGCUAAGUGCGUUUGUGUCAAUGGAGGUGGGAUUGGAUCGGCCUAAACUGAAAAAAGUAGUGGGAGCAUUUGAGUGUGCGGAUUGGGAUGAUCCUAUAACCUGUCAGCUUGAAGAACUACUAGUGGCAAACUUGCAAGCAAUUUUCCAUAGCGCAGUAAAACAGAUUUCUGAAGGUGGGUGUAGUGAGGAGGAAGCAGAAAAGGCCAUUUUAAGGGCCGGUCUUUAUGGAGGGGUUAAAGACCCUGUCUCAUAUAUUAUAAAUGAAACUGUGUCAUUUAUGAAGAAAGCAAGGGAUGUUGAUGCUUUAAAAGAUACCGAAUUCAAUGAUUUGCAGCACUUGGCUGAGUACACGUUGCUGGAGAUGAUAAGCGUGCUUAGAGAGGUCAAACCAUCAUUAUCAGUUGGGGAAGCAAUGUGGUUGUUGUUGAUUUGUGACUUAAAUGUUUUGCAAGCUUGUGUACUGGAAGGUGAUUCAUUGAGUGAUUUUGGUUAUCAAGAUUCCUUGGGAGAGAGCUCCUAUGCUUUUGCUAGUUCUCAGUUAAGAUCGGAAUCUCAAAGCUAUGAUACAAUUCAACCAAAUCCCAACAAAAAAUGUAUUUCAAAGCCUUCAAUGUGCCAUACUGCGAACCAUUCACCUGAAACUCUAAAAUUUGGAAGUUUUGCAAAUUUGCCCAAAGCCAAUAUUCAGCAUGACAUUAAAGGGCGGCUAACCCAAGAGAGAGAGAACUUAGCAUCUAUACUUGACAGGAUGGAGAAAUACUUGGGCACUACAUCCCAAACUUCUGCAUCUGAAGAAAAAUCAGGAGCUGGUCGAAAGGGAUGCUCAAAGAAAGAAAUAGCAGUGCUUCGGCAGAAGUCUUUUCAUGUGGAAAGAAGUUACAGGGCUUAUGGUUCAAAGGGAGCGUUCAGAUCAGGGAAACUUGCUAGUUUCGGUGGUUUUGUUUUUGAGAAGAGGUUAAAGCCUCCAUCUGAACUUCCUGGAGGACCUAUAAAAAUUGGCUCCUCAAGGGUAAGUGCAGAAGUGACAGGCAAUGCUUCCAUAACAUAUGGAAAACGACAUGCUUCAACCAAGAUUUCAUCUGCUCCACUAGAAAGACAUAGCUUGCCGAGAACACCUCAGAAAGGAACUGUAUGCUCUUUGCCUUCCACAAGAACCAAGUUGUGCCAAAAAUCAAAUUUAGAAAAUAAACCUAGUCCUGCACCCUCAGGCAGCACCUGUGAGCAUCCUAAGAUUCGGGACUACUGUGCUGGUAUCUCAUAUGAUAAGUCUCUGAGAAAGUUUCUCCCUGUGGAUGAGAAGGAUGAGCUCAUUCUGAAGCUAGUUCCUCGACUUCAAGAAUUGCAAAAUGAGCUGCAUGGAUGGACUGAGUGGGCCAAUAAAAAGGUUAUGCAGGCUGCUUGUAGGCUAAGUAAGAAGUUGCCUGAACUGAAGAUACUGAGGCAAGUCAAGGAAGAAGCAGACGAAUUUGGAAGGGUGAAGCAAAUGAUGGAGGAGAACACCACAAAGAGGCUCUCCGAGAUGGAACAAGCCUUGAAUAAUGCUACUGUUCAGGUUGAGAUAGCUAACUCUGCUGUUUGCAGGCUUGAAGUGGAGAAUUCUAGGCUGAGAAGGGAAUUGGAAACUGCUAAAUUAAAGGUUUUAGAGUCGGUUGAUAGUUAUCGGGAAGCAUUAGAAAGGGAGCAGAAGGCACUGAAGCAGGCUCGGUCAUGGGAGGGGCAGAAAGGCUCAUUGCAGGAAGAGCUUCAAAGAGAGAAAUGCAAGGUGGCUGCGCUACAACAGGAUUUAGGAAAGGAGAUAAACAUCUAUCACCAAAUUGAAGCUAGAUGGAAACAGAAUAGGCUGGAAAAGGAAAAACUACUUGCACAGGCUGCUUCCAUAAGAAAUGAAAGAGAACAAUAUGAAGUUCUGGCAAAAUCAGAGAAGGAUAUGAUCAAACAGAAUGCAGCAAAGGAUAUUCAGAAGUGCAACGACGACAUCAGAAAGCUUGAGAACAAGUUAUCGGAAAUGACUUUGAAGUAUGACAAAUCAAAAAUAGCUGCACUUAAAAGGGGAGCUACUGGAAGCUUUGGAAGCUGCCUACCAGAUAUCAAGACUAUGAAGGAAAACCAAAGUUCUUGUGCCUUCAAGAAAGUACUGAACUUUCAGGGUGAAUUUGGGAAUGGAGAUUUGAAACGGGAGCGCGAGUGUGCCUUGUGCCUAUCAGAUGAAAUAUCAGUAGUUUUCAUUCCAUGUACCCAUCAGGUUGUUUGUACAAAAUGCAAUGAGCACCAUGAGAAACAAGGAAUGAAGGAUUGCCCUUCUUGUAGGACCCUUAUUCAGAGAAGGAUUAAUGUGCGUUAUGCUCAUUCAUAGUAUUAAAAAUCCUGGUGAAGAUGAAGACUGGAUAAAGAAAGCAACACUUUAUGUGCAUCGAUGGAAGAAAUUAUUUUGAGAUGCAUUAGAAUCGUCAUGGCUGUUGUUUUUCUUUUCUUGUUUUGUUUUUUUGGUCUUAAAAAGGAGGUUUUACAAGUAGUGAGAGAGAAGGGGGUAAAAAAAAAAAAAAACAAAAAACAAAAAAAAAAGGUUGAAAAAGAAAAUAGAAAAGAGUUCGAGUCAUAGUUGCCUAUUGUAAAGUCUUCAGCUGGAUGCUUUUAUACAUAUAAAAUUUACCUUUUGUACCCCACUUAUCUU
This is a messenger RNA of Ziziphus jujuba (common jujube), 3344 nucleotides long. RefSeq names its product putative E3 ubiquitin-protein ligase RF298. The coding region runs from base 501 to 3026 and encodes 841 amino acids. The transcript is spliced from 4 exons. The record is from RefSeq and is a predicted model, not a curated record. Lineage: Eukaryota; Viridiplantae; Streptophyta; Magnoliopsida; Rosales; Rhamnaceae.